Molecule: messenger RNA, 791 nt
Organism: Cicer arietinum (chickpea)
Lineage: Eukaryota; Viridiplantae; Streptophyta; Magnoliopsida; Fabales; Fabaceae
Product: large ribosomal subunit protein uL23-like
Biological process (GO): translation
Cellular component (GO): ribosome
Molecular function (GO): rRNA binding; structural constituent of ribosome
Source: RefSeq, a predicted model, not a curated record
GUUCGUAUAUAUUUCUUACACGCCAAACCGGUAAACCCUAGAACCGGCUUGUUCCUCUUCCUCCGACGCACAGGGUUAUUUAACAGGUAGAGUUUCUUUCCUCCCCGCAACUCAUGGCUCCUAAAGCUGAUGUUUCUAAGAAGACUGAUCCAAAGGCACAGGCCUUGAAAACUGCCAAGGCAGUCAAGUCAGGCCCUUCCUUUAAGAAGAAGGCCAAGAAGAUCCGUACCUCUGUCACUUUCCAUCGCCCAAAGACACAGACAAAGGAUAGGAACCCAAAAUACCCUCGUAUUAGUGCCACACCAAGGAACAAGCUUGAUCACUACCAGAUUUUGAAGUUCCCACUUACCACCGAGUCUGCAAUGAAGAAAAUUGAGGAUAACAACACCUUGGUUUUCAUUGUUGACUUGCGCGCUGAUAAGAAGAAGAUAAAGGAUGCAGUGAAGAAAAUGUAUGACAUCCAGGCAAAGAAGGUUAACACCUUGAUCAGGCCUGAUGGUACCAAAAAGGCCUAUGUUAGGUUGACUCCUGAUUACGAUGCAUUGGAUGUUGCAAACAAGAUUGGGAUUAUCUAAGUACCUGGCUUUUCUCUGGUUCUAUUUAGAUGUUAGACAGUUCUAUGGUGAUCAUUGAUGGAAACUUUUGGAAAAGGGAUAAGUUCUAUAAUUUGUGCUUUGUUGUUUUGUAUUUUUUGUUUCAAUUGAUGACACUUAUCAGACCUUGUGUUUCAAUUUUGACUGGAGAGUUAUUUAAAUUGAUGAUUGACAUGAGCACACAUUAAAAAUUUUCAA